AUGACAGAUUCCGAUAAGGAGGGGACUGAGAGGCACCGUCAAAUGCUUACUGCCUGGCAAAGAACGCAGCUCAGUCACAAACAACGAACCAAGAACGCAAGAUGUCAAGAGAAUGUCUGCUUUGCCUGGCCUACGUCCCUCGAACGCCUUGUCCAUACUCCUGGGCAGGUCCCGGUCCUGGCCUGCGCACAUCCAGGCCGUGUGGAGAGCAGAGGACCAAAGGACGACGGUAAGCCGACCUUGCCGCAGCAAAUCAGGAGUCAAGACAGGGCUCGAUAUGAAGGAAGUUGUUCAGGAUGCAAGGGAUGCUCAGCAACACGAACCAGUGAUGAGUGGGUCGGAGAUUUUGUUCAGCACGAAGUGACCUUCAAAAUCCAUCGCUCGGACCAGCAUCAACAAAAAACCACAAUAAUCAGUGGUAAUUAUCGCGCCGCAGGAAUGUUGAUGGUCCAACGACAUCGUCUUCUCGCACGGGACGUGGAAUGCUCCAUCACCGCCAGACAUACCACCGGAAUGCAGGCUUGGCUGAUCUCUGUUGAUGAUAGUCCUGCGUACCAUCAAAAGAAUAAACUAAACUAG
Molecule: messenger RNA, 579 nt
Organism: Penicillium samsonianum
Lineage: Eukaryota; Fungi; Ascomycota; Eurotiomycetes; Eurotiales; Aspergillaceae
Exons: 2
Coding region: 1-579 (192 amino acids)
Source: RefSeq, a predicted model, not a curated record